Messenger RNA from Solanum pennellii, 1108 nucleotides. RefSeq names its product metacaspase-9. The transcript is spliced from 3 exons. Lineage: Eukaryota; Viridiplantae; Streptophyta; Magnoliopsida; Solanales; Solanaceae. Gene Ontology annotation, molecular function: cysteine-type endopeptidase activity. The record is from RefSeq and is a predicted model, not a curated record. Gene Ontology annotation, biological process: proteolysis. Bases 69 to 1031 code for a protein of 320 amino acids.
UUCAACAUUGAUAAAUUUAUACAAACAAAGAGAAAUCUUACAUUCAUUUGUUAUUUUUUUUGAAAAAAAUGGAAAAAGUUGGUAAAAAAUUAUCAGUUCUAGUUGGUUGCAACUAUGAAAACACACCUUACAGGUUACAUGGAUGUCACAACGAUGUUUUAGCCAUGAGAGAUGUGCUAGUGAAUCGAUUCGGGUUCGAUUCACAGCACAUUGAAUUGCUCAUGGAUAAAUCAGGGAGUCCUAUUAUGCCUACUGGAGUUAAUAUUAAGAAAGCACUUAAUAAAAUGGUUGAUGAAGCUGAACAAGGUGAUAUUUUGUAUUUUCAUUUUAGUGGUCAUGGUACAUUGACUGGAAAAAAGAAUCAAGAAGAAGCAAUAAUUCCAUGUGAUUUCAAUUAUAUUACUAAUGUGGAUAUUCGAAAAAUAGUGAAUCGAGUACCACAAGGAGCAACAUUCACAAUCCUUUCAGAUUCUUGCCAUAGUGGAGGCCUAAUUGACAAAGAAAAAGAGCAAAUUGGACCAUCUCACCACAAACCCGAAAAAAAUAACUACGUCUCAGUCCCAAACAAGUCAGAAUCGACAUCAAAAUCUUAUUACUCCAAGCCUAAAUUCAUCCCACAUGAAACAAUCUUGGAACAUCUAACAUCAUUAACAAACAUUAACACCUCAAAUAUUGGAACACACAUGUUACAACUAUUUGGGAAUGAUGCUAGUGUUAUGUUCUCUUUGCCUCAAUUGGAGUUAGAUUUAUUGAAGCCACUUAAACAAGAUGAGGGUAUUUUGUUAAGUGGAUGUCAAGCUAAUGAAGAAUGUCAAGAUGUUGGAGGAAUUGAAAAUGAAAAUAAAGCUUAUGGGGCAUUUAGUCAUGCAAUUUUAAUUGUGUUGGAAAAAAAUUGUGACCCUAUUAGUUACAAAGAGUUGGUGAUGAAGUCUAGGUAUGUUUUGGAAAAUGAUGAACAUAUUAAGACUCAACACCCUUGUCUCUAUUGUAGUGAUGAGAAUGCUCAAGCACUUUUUUUGAGCCAAGGUUGAGGUCAAAUGUCACUAUAAUGUAAUUGAUAUAUAAUAAUGAUUUUAUGAUGGAAUAAAAAGAAUUUAUGUUUUAUGUA